CGCCGGAGAGGGCCCGGCCGAAGUGCCCGCUGUCGGCCGGGAAGAGUCGGGGCAGUGUAGGCCGAAGCGACGGCCGGCCAGACCAAGGCCAACACCGGCUGUGUGGAGCGGGUCCAGCCACCGGACGGGCUGAGGUUCAGCGGCUUCCCGCCAUUGCUCAGUGCAACAAGUGCGUUCGGUUCCACAGCUGGCCACUUGUGUUCGCGCCGCCUGCGGGGCUCUGUGCCGCCAGCUGUGUGGAUCGGGUCCAGCCGCCUGGUGAGCUGAGGUUCAGCGGCCAUCCGACCCUGCUCAGCGCCGCAGGAUGUCUCACUGCGUGGCGAUGCUGGCGCUGUCUCUGGUACUUCUGGAGGUCAGCUGCGGUUCGUGCGUCGCAGAGAAGCCUCUGGUUUUUGUCGUUCUAGACGGGUUCCGGUGGGACUACCAGGAGCUCCUGCCGGCCGGCCGCGAGGGCAGCUUCCACAUGCUGGAGACGAGCGGCGUGCGCGCCGAGUACGUGUUCCCCGUCUUCCCAUCCGUCUCCUACGCCAGCUGGACGUCGAUCGCGACCGGACGCUGGGUGGAGACGCACGGCAUCUUGGGCAACAACUUCUUCGACCACGAGCUGGGGCCAUUCAUGCUGUACAACAAGUCGCUGACGGGUCUGCCGGCCUGGUGGAACGCCGGCUCGGAGCCCAUCUGGACGACGGCCACCCGGCAGCGGGUUAAGACGGCCGUCAUCGGUUUCUCCCGAUGUGACGUGCCAGUGUCCGGCGUGAAGCCGGCCUUCUGCCGCCGAUUCGAGAAGCUUCCCAGCAGGGAAGAUAUGAGGGAUCACUUCAAUAUGGCUCUAAGGAAGCUCGAGGAAGGUUUCCAGUUUGUUAUCGUAUACGCCGAGUAUGUGGACACCCUCGGCCACUACCAAGGGCCGGAGAGCAGGAAGAUGCUCUCCGCCAUCCGCGGUGUGGACGAGGAGCUGGCGGCAUUCUUCGACGGACUUCGGCGCCGACGCCUCCUGGACAAGGUGAACUUUGUCAUGGCGUCUGACCACGGCAUGACAGAGAUCGGAGAGCAGGUCGCCACCAACUACAUCUACCUGGACCUGUACCUGUCACCGCUGCUAGCCGAGCGCAUCAUCGAGAGGGGGGCCUUCACCCAGAUCAUUCCGCUGCCUGGCCGGCGAGACAUGUUGCUAGAGGAGCUGGAGAGAAUGCCGAACGUGACGGUGUACACCAAGGGCGAGUUUCCGGAGGAGUGGCACUACUCCGACCACCCCAGGAUUCCCGAGAUCAUGGUCCUGGCCGAUCCAGGAACGGUCAUCAUGGGGCCCCAGACGGAGAACACGCUGCCCCGUGACCCGGCCGGUGCCUGGGACCAGGUCCGCGGCAUUCACGGGUACACACGCAAUCACACCGACAUGAGGACGAUCUUCUAUGCCAUGGGCCCAGAUUUCAAGGAUGGCUACCGGCAGCCACCAAUGGAGCUGAUCGACACGUACCAGGUGCUGGCGCACGUGCUGGACAUCGAACCGCAGCCCCACAACGGCUCCUGGGAGCGCGUGCGGGACAUGCUGUCGCCGGCGGCGGCACCGAGUCCGUCGCUAGGCGGCGCUGCGGUUCUGCCGCUGGUGGCGCUGGCGGCUGGCAGCCUGAUGACGGCAUGCUGAAGGAGGACUUGCAGCUGAUGACGGCAUGCUGAAGGAGGACUUGGCAGACUGAUGACGGCAUGCUGAAAGAGGACUUGUCAGCCUGACAGCGGCAGGUUGAAGGAGGAAUUGGCAGCCUGACAGCGGCAGGCUGAAGGAGGACUUGGGAAGGGAAACGACGGGACGGGCAGGGAUGCAGCCGUGCAUGUUGCGGAGGGGCGGAAUGCGGGCAUUAUGCCUGCAUUCCGCAUGGACAGGGGCGGGGAAGGGGUUCACGCACAGCCUCGAGAAAAUAUACCAGGCUGGAAGCGUUCGGUGAGGCAAUGGUGCGCUGGGGCGUGACUCACCGCGUUCGCUUUGUAGCAUAAGUGUGACUUUUUACAAUUCGUUAUCGCCGGAAAUCAUCACAAGGAUCACCGUAGAGAGCUGAGACUAGCUGCAACAGCAUGAGAUGGCGGAGACUUGGCCAAUUUCUUGCUCAGUAGCGAAGCCAUUUUACGUCACUUUUACACACAAAUCUGCGUCCAUGAGACCACUGUGGAUGGCUGAGCGUCUAGUUGCGCAAGUACUUCCCGCCUCUUCGUCGCGUAACAUCAGUUCCCCGCAUCACACGCCUGCUUUAUCAGCCCUGUCACACCUUAUCACUCCCGAGGUAUGUUGUGUGUGCCCCAGCGCAGAGCCAAAGGUCGCUGCCGGACUGAGACAAGCGAGACUCCAGCUGAAAGGUCCACUCCGUUAUUUGAUUCUGGUGUGUGAUGCGUAAUACAACUGAAUGGACAGAACAGGCAUGCAUGUGUUGAAUGUGU
This is a messenger RNA of Pollicipes pollicipes, 2430 nucleotides long. RefSeq names its product glycerophosphocholine cholinephosphodiesterase ENPP6. The record is from RefSeq and is a predicted model, not a curated record. Bases 305 to 1645 code for a protein of 446 amino acids. The transcript is spliced from 10 exons. Lineage: Eukaryota; Metazoa; Arthropoda; Thecostraca; Pollicipedomorpha; Pollicipedidae.